UGAUAGAGAUUCUUGAUCUGACGCUCCACUCUACUCCGUUGCAUUGCAGCCAACGAAUUACAGUGUAAGUUCACAAUCAGAUCUCAAAAAGGGUGAGUCCAGUCUGAAAAAAGAAUGGGCUCAAAAAUGGCUGUUUUUGGGUGUUUGAUGGUGGUCCUGGCUAUGGCUGUUAUUGCGAGUGUGGAGGAAUCAUCUACUCCGCCGUUGGUAGUGAAGAAGGUGAAGGGGAAGAAAAUGUGCGAUAAAGGAUGGGAGUGUAAGGGGUUGUCGAUUUACUGCUGUAACUUGACGAUUACAGAUUAUUUCCAGACCUACCAAUUUGAGGAUCUUUUCGGUAAGAGGAAUACACCAGUGGCUCAUGCCGUUGGAUUCUGGGAUUUUCACUCUUUCAUUACUGCUGCUGCGCUUUAUCAACCGCAUGGAUUUGGGACCACCGGUGGAAGAUUAAUGCAAAUGAAGGAGGUGGCUGCUUUCCUUGGCCAUGUCGGCAGCAAAACUACCUGCGGUUAUGGGGUGGCAACUGGUGGACCGCUGGCCUGGGGUCUAUGCUACAACAAGGAAAUGAGUCCAAGCCAAGAUUACUGUGAUGACUACUAUAAAUACACCUACCCAUGUGCUCCUGGAGCCCAAUACUAUGGUCGUGGUGCUUUGCCACUCUACUGGAACUACAAUUAUGGAGCCACAGGAGAAGCCCUCAAGGUCGAUUUGUUGAACCAUCCCGAAUACAUUGAACAAAAUGCCACCCUCGCUUUCCAGGCUGCAAUGUGGAGGUGGAUGACACCGAUAAAGAAGGGACAACCUUCGUCUCACGAUGCCUUUGUUGGCAACUGGAAACCCACCAAAAACGACACCUUGGCCAAACGGCAUCCUGGUUUUGGCACCACAAUGAAUAUUUUGUAUGGCGACAAUGUUUGCGGUCAAGGUGAUGUCGACUCCAUGAACAACAUCGUAUCACAUUACCAGUAUUACCUUGACUUGAUGGGUGUCGGCCGAGAGGAGGCAGGACCCCAUGAAGUACUGACCUGUGCCGAACAGGCUCCUUUCAACCCGUCUGCUCCAAAAUCAUCGACAUCUUCUUGAAGUGUUACAGGGGCAUUCUGCAGUGUUAUGGCAAUCUUCAUAGAACACCAUGGAAUAAGGAGCAAUAUUUGCCAUGGAUUGUUUCCCCUGUGAUUUUGUGUUUAUCAGACAGAAUGACAAUCAUAAUAUGUUGAUUGCUUUUGUCUUAAUAUGCUGUCUCUUUUAUAGGUUUUUUGAAUCAAAAAUGUUUUAUAAUUUGUGUAUUUUGUAAGAGUGAGAUUUGCAAUAUUGUAUUGUACUUUUCAAUUUCCAUACCAUCAAAGAAUUAAAACUUCCAGUUA
Molecule: messenger RNA, 1361 nt
Organism: Olea europaea var. sylvestris
Lineage: Eukaryota; Viridiplantae; Streptophyta; Magnoliopsida; Lamiales; Oleaceae
Product: chitinase-like protein 1
Exons: 4
Coding region: 115-1080 (321 amino acids)
Biological process (GO): cell wall macromolecule catabolic process; chitin catabolic process; carbohydrate metabolic process
Molecular function (GO): chitinase activity
Source: RefSeq, a predicted model, not a curated record